This is a messenger RNA of Aspergillus aculeatinus CBS 121060, 1686 nucleotides long. RefSeq names its product sugar porter family MFS transporter. Gene Ontology annotation, molecular function: carbohydrate:proton symporter activity. The record is from RefSeq and is a predicted model, not a curated record. Gene Ontology annotation, cellular component: membrane. Gene Ontology annotation, biological process: carbohydrate transport; transmembrane transport. Lineage: Eukaryota; Fungi; Ascomycota; Eurotiomycetes; Eurotiales; Aspergillaceae. The transcript has 5 exons. Bases 1 to 1686 code for a protein of 561 amino acids.
AUGUUGGUUGGCAACAUCUACGUGAUUGCGGGUGUCUCCGUCGUUGGUGGCGCCCUCUUUGGCUUCGAUAUCUCUUCCUUGUCCGCCCAACUCAAUGAGAACUCCUACAAAUGCUACUUCAACCAGGGUCCGCAGGGACCUCCCUUUACUGAUGAUGAGGACUGUUCGGGUCCGACCUCGUUGAAUCAGGGUGGGAUCACUGCUGCCAUGGCCGCCGGCUCUUGGCUGGGCGCCUUGAUCUCCGGACCGCUGUCGGAUCGUAUUGGCCGAAAGACUUCUAUAAUGGUUGGCUGUGUUAUCUGGUUGAUCGGAUCGAUUAUCAUCUGUGCAUCGCAGAACAUCGGCAUGCUGGUGGUGGGUCGCAUCAUCAACGGCUUGUCGGUCGGUAUCGAAUCGGCCCAGGUCCCGGUCUACAUCAGCGAACUGUCUCCACCCUCGAAGCGUGGUCGGUUCGUCGGCAUGCAACAGUGGGCCAUCACAUGGGGGAUCUUGAUAAUGUUUUAUAUCUCGUACGGAUGCUCCUACAUCGGCGGACAGAAGUCCUACAACUACAGCACCGCCUCGUGGCGUGUUCCAUGGGGUUUGCAGAUGCUCCCGGCCGUGUUCUUGCUCGGAGGAAUGAUGCUGCUGCCCGAGUCACCUCGCUGGCUGGCACGCAAGGAUCGGUGGGAGGAAUGCCAUCGCGUCCUGGCGUUGGUUCAUGCCAAAGGUGACUUGCAUCAUCCCUUCGUCGCUCUUGAAAUGCAAGACAUUCGCGACAUGUGUGAGCUCGAGCGACAGUACAAGAACGUCACCUACCUAGAUCUGUUCAAGCCGCAAAUGCUCAAUCGGACCCUGAUCGGCUUGUUCACGCAGAUUUGGUCGCAGCUAACGGGCAUGAACGUGAUGAGUAUUCUGCCUUGGCUGAUCGUGUCCAUAGUGUAUUACAUCACCUACCUCUUCUCCAUGGCCGGCUACACGGGCAAUUCCACCCUGCUGGCCUCGUCCAUCCAGUACAUCAUCAACGUGCUGAUGACUCUCCCAGCUCUGAUCUGGAUGGAUCGCUGGGGUCGCAGACUUCCCUUGCUGGUGGGGUCGGCUUUGAUGGCGAUCUGGAUGUAUACGAAUGCGGGGAUUAUGGCGGUUCAUGGGGAGGUGGUUCCGGGUGGAAUUGACGGUGUUGCGGCGGAAUCGAUGCGUCUGCAUGGGGCGGCGGCCAGAGGAUUGAUUGCCUGCACCUACUUGUUCGUCGCUUCAUACGCCCCCACCCUGGGCCCCGUUUCGUGGACUUACCCGCCCGAGCUCUUCCCGCUUCGGCUUCGUGGAAAAGGUGUCGCUCUCUCGACCUCGGGCAACUGGGCGUUCAACACCGCACUGGGGCUGUUCACACCGACGGCCUUUGCCAAUAUCCGCUGGAAGACGUACAUCAUCUUUGGCGUCUUCAACACUGCCAUGUUCAUCCACUUCUACUUCAUUUUCCCCGAGACCGCCGGAAAGACCCUGGAAGAGACGGAGGCGAUGUUCGAAGACCCCAAUGGCAUCAAGUAUCUUGGGACUCCAGCCUGGAAGACCAGGGUCAAGACCAGUGCAGUCCGGGAGAUGGAGCGCGGCCAUGUGGAUCUGGAGUCGAAGAUGGAGCCGGGCCACUCUCACACCGAGACGGUCGCAGCUGAUGAGAAGCGGGCACAAGAGCGCGCGGAGGUUUGA